GCCUUCACUGUAAAAAAAAAAAAAAAAAAAAAAGAGAGAGAGAGAGAGAGAGAGCAAGAGAGAGAGGUAGGGGCAGAGCGAGCGAGAGCCACACAGAGCGAGAGGGAAAGAGAGAGAGGAGCGGAGUUAAUGGAGAGGGCUACACAACUGCGCACAAACACAGAUUUGAUCAGUGAGUUUAACUUGCUGGUGCUGGUCAGUGCACGGUGAAGCCAUCCGCUGCAAACAAGCCCCUGCGCCCGCACCGACCUGCACUACUUGUUGAGUCGGGCUGCAACAUUUUGUUUUCUGAGAGAGGAAGAAGUUCAGGAACUCUGCGUGGGACUGGAUUCCAUUUUGGACGUAUUUAUAUAGACAACACCUUUGUUGCAUUUUGUAAUGUGGGGUGAUCGGAAGCAAGCGCGGAACCUGUGGAUUUAACGAGAAAGAAAACGGAUUUGGGACUGAUUAUUUCUUCUCUUUUGACUUGUACCGGUUUGCUUCGGCGUACAUGAACAUUUGCUAAAAAAGAGAGAGAGAGAGACACAGAGAGAGAAAAUAAAAGGCAAGCGAUGGAAGUAAGUGCGGAUCAGCCACGAUGGAUGAGCCAUCAUCCCGCGGUGUUGAACGAGCAGCAUCCCGGCUCACAUCACCCGGGCCUCAGUCACUCGUACAUGGACCCUUCGCAGUAUCCCCUCGCUGAAGAUGUGGAUGUACUCUUUAAUAUUGAUGGACAGGGGAACCACGUCUCUCCAUACUAUGGAAACUCUGUCCGAGCCGUCCAGAGGUACCCUCCUCCUCCACACAGUAGCCAGGUGUGCCGUCCCUCAUUACUGCCCAGCUCUCUGCCCUGGCUGGAGGGGAGCAAAGGAAUCGCCCCGCACCACAGCACUUCUCCCUGGAACCUGAGCCCCUUCCCCAAGAACCCCCUGCACCACGGCUCCCCGGCCAGCCUGUCCGUCUACCCCCCGGCCUCCUCCUCCUCCCUGUCCACCGGUCACUCCAGUCCGCACCUCUUCACGUUUCCCCCGACCCCUCCGAAAGACGUAUCCCCGGACCCGGGCAUAUCCACUCCGGGCUCCAGCAGCUCCGGGCGGCAGGAGGAUAAAGAGUGCAUAAAGUACCAGGUGACCCUGGCCGAGAGUAUGAAACUGGAGUCAGCUCACAGCCGGAGCGUGGCAUCAAUCGGAGCAGGGUCAUCCUCUGCCCACCACCCCAUCGCCACAUACCCACACUAUGUCCCCGAAUACGGCCCAGGCCUCUUCCCACCAAGUAGCCUGAUAGGUGGGUCAUCUUCUAGUUAUGGUUCCAAAACAAGACCAAAAACAAGGUCCUGUUCAGAGGGUAGAGAGUGUGUGAACUGCGGGGCCACGUCGACUCCGCUGUGGAGGCGGGACGGUACGGGUCACUAUCUGUGUAACGCCUGCGGACUCUAUCACAAGAUGAACGGGCAGAAUCGCCCUCUCAUCAAGCCCAAGCGGCGGCUGUCCGCAGCCAGGCGGGCAGGGACGUCGUGCGCAAACUGUCAGACGACAACGACGACGCUGUGGCGGAGAAACGCCAACGGGGACCCGGUGUGCAACGCCUGCGGCCUGUACUUUAAACUGCACAAUAUCAACCGACCUCUGACCAUGAAGAAGGAAGGCAUCCAGACCAGGAACCGGAAGAUGUCCAGCAAGUCCAAGAAGAGCAAAAAGUCCCAAGACAACAUGGACGACUUCUCCAAGACCCUGAUGGACAAGAGCAGCUCAUUCAGCCCGGCCGCCCUGUCCCGCCACAUGUCCUCCUUUCCUCCCUUCUCGCACUCCAGCCACAUGCUGACCACCCCACACCCAUGCACCCUUCCUUCGCCCCCCACCACCCCUCCAGUAUGGUGACGGCCAUGGGUUAGAGCCUCCACCGCCUCUAGCCGCUCCUGAACCCUCGGCCUCGCCACCACCACACCCUUCGGUACCUCUACUUGACCUGCUUCCAUAUCCUAAAAAGACAAACAAACCGCUUCUCGGUUCCGAUCUAAGCUCCAGCGACAAAGACAGGCUCCUUUUUUUGUUUGUUUUUUCCUCGGUUGCAUCUUAUUUUUAUAAAACCCAAGCGUACCUCUGCGAUGUGAAUGCUUUGCAGACUCGACUGUGGCGCACUGACCUCCAGGGGGAAGGUUUUGUUGAGAAUAUUCUCCCCGAGCCGCUGCUGCUGCCACCACACACACCGAGGCUGAUCCACGACGAUAAGGAGCUCCAUUUGUGUACAAAAGCCAUUUUUUUUCCACACACAACAUCACGAAAAACUUUUCUGACGCCCUCUCCCUUAAUUCCCGCCUCUCUUCACCUUUGCACCUGUCUAACAGGAAACCCCCAGCUCCCCUUCUUCUUCACCCUCUUCUUCUUCUUCUUCUCCUUCUUCUUCCACUGAAGGGGAGACAGACGCUGAAUAUAUUUGUACAAAUUGUAUGAAAUACAGUACAUUUAAUGAAGACUUUUUAAUUAAGUAAGGAAAAAAAAGAGGAAACAUGCCCCUGGGCAGCUAACGACAAGAAGGGUACGAGUCGCAGCAGGUGGAGAGACUUGCCGCCGGAGGAGUGAGGAGAGGACGCCUCCGAGUCCCGGAGGGGGAGGAAAAAAAAAGGGAGGAGGAGGAGGUGAGAGAGGGAAAAGACUCUUGAGAAAGGGCAGGCCUCGGUUUUUGCCUGCAUGAAUUGUGUUGCAUUAAGUUUGCGGAGAGGCAGCGGCUCCGGCUGCAGGCGUCUCUCUUCUUUUUUUUUUUCUUUUCAUUUUGGAUGUGCUAUAGGUCUCGGGCAAUUGGUUUGUGUUGAAGCGCGCACGUACACACAUGCACACACACACACCCACACACACGCACACACACACACACACACACACACACACACACACACACCUGAAAGACUUUCUUCCUGCCCACAGAUUAUAUGCAUUGUGAAAAAAGUUCCUGUAUUUGUUAUUUGUAUGAUAUAAAAUCAGAAGUCCAAAAAUACGAAAGAAACAAAGAUGUAGAAUAUUUCUUUAUGUUAUGCAGACUGAAUGGUUGUAAAAAUUUAAUAAUAAUCACUAGUGUAAAAUAUGACUGCUUUUUUGUUUCGUAAAUUUUUUUCCUCUUUGAAAAUAAUAAAACUAGUUUAAUCUCUGUUGACAUGUUA
Molecule: messenger RNA, 3130 nt
Organism: Acanthochromis polyacanthus (spiny chromis)
Lineage: Eukaryota; Metazoa; Chordata; Actinopteri; Pomacentridae
Gene: gata3
Product: GATA binding protein 3
Exons: 6
Coding region: 552-1856 (434 amino acids)
Biological process (GO): cell fate commitment; embryonic organ development; immune system development
Cellular component (GO): nucleus
Molecular function (GO): zinc ion binding; RNA polymerase II cis-regulatory region sequence-specific DNA binding; DNA-binding transcription factor activity, RNA polymerase II-specific
Source: RefSeq, a predicted model, not a curated record